Cyprinodon variegatus (sheepshead minnow) is the source of this 3625-nucleotide messenger RNA. RefSeq names its product protein-O-mannosyltransferase 2 (gene pomt2). Lineage: Eukaryota; Metazoa; Chordata; Actinopteri; Cyprinodontiformes; Cyprinodontidae. The record is from RefSeq and is a predicted model, not a curated record. Gene Ontology annotation, cellular component: endoplasmic reticulum; membrane. The transcript is spliced from 21 exons. The coding region runs from base 432 to 2702 and encodes 756 amino acids. Gene Ontology annotation, molecular function: dolichyl-phosphate-mannose-protein mannosyltransferase activity. Gene Ontology annotation, biological process: protein O-linked glycosylation via mannose.
AUUUGCAUAGCUAUUUAAAAAAAAAUACAUUUCCCAGAAGGCAACGUGCCCAACGUUUUACAGUAGAGCUUCUAUGUAACAUUUUGCUGCUUUUCAAACUAAUAAGGGUAUAUUUAGGUUAUUAGCAUUAGCUUGCUUGGAUAUAGUAGAGUGUUAUUUUACUGACAGGCUACUUUGGUAAAGUUUUGAUUGAUAUUUUAUUUUUUUUACUCGAGAAUAACAAAACUCAUACAAUGUCUGCUGAUUUGUUAAGAGAGAGAAGAACCAUUAUAUGCAUCAGUAUUUAUAAGAAUGAGAGCUGAAUCCUGCUGUUGAAUGUGUAUAUAGUUGCUAUAUGCUGUUAGCUUCUGUUAGCAGAGAAUCAUGACAGCCGCGUGAAGCUAUAGCUACACCUUUGGUGGUCUGCUGGUAUAAAACCGUGUUUUUUACUGAUGGCAAAAGAAGAAUGCGUUUCUCUUUGGCACAACGCGAGGGAAACCUCUUCGGUCCGAAACCGCAAAGUGUCUCCCUCAGCAGAGCAGACCCAUCAAUCUGUAACCGCCCCAGUGUCCAAGAACAAGCAAGGAGAUCAAACCCCCUCCUCAAAUGGCUCACCUGCUGAUUUAUCAGCCAGAACAAGGGCUGAUUCUCCAAACAUACUACUGCUCAUCCUGGUAACAGGACUGUCUUUUGCUACUCGUCUUUAUAAGAUAACAGAUCCGCCUCAUGUGUGCUGGGACGAAACUCACUUUGGAAAGAUGGGGAGCUACUACAUCAACAGAACCUUUUUUUUCGAUGUGCAUCCUCCUCUUGGAAAGAUGCUGAUUGCUCUUGCUGGUUACAUGACUGGCUAUGAUGGCACCUUUCCUUUUGUGAAGCCAGGAGACAAAUAUGAACACCACAAUUACUGGGGGAUGAGAGGAUUCUGUGCUGUUUUGGGAUCCUUUUUGCCGGUCUUUGCCUUCCUUAUUGUGCAGGAACUGUCCCGCUCUCAAAAUGCUGCCGUCAUCGCAGCCACCUUGCUCCUAUUUGAUACGGGCUGCAUCACCAUCUCUCAGUACAUCCUGUUAGACCCCAUCCUCAUGUUCUUCAUCAUGGUAGCAGUUCUCAGUAUGGUCAAGUUCAACCAGCAGAGCUGCAGGCCUUUUACUGCUUCCUGGUGGCUGUGGCUCAUGCUGUGUGGUGCUGCUCUUGCUGGUGCUCUUGGGGUGAAGUUUGUGGGUCUGUUUGUCAUCCUCCUGGUGGGUCUAAACACAGUCGGAGACCUCUGGGGAGUUUUAGGCGACCUGAGUCUCUCACUGAUGGAUGUUGCAAAGCACUUCUUGGCCCGUGUUGUUGGGCUCAUCCUGCUUCCACUGUUGCUCUACGGGACAAUAUUUGCAGUUCACUUUGUCUUAUUGAAUAAAAGCGGACCAGGUGAUGGUUUCUUUAGUUCUGCCUUUCAGUCACGUCUCAUUGGGAACAAUCUGUACAACGCGUCCAUGCCAGAGUACCUGGCCUAUGGCUCCGUCAUUACUGUGAAAAAUCUGCGCAUUGCAGGAGGUUACCUGCACUCCCACUGGCAUUUAUACCCAGAGGGCGUUGGAGCGAAGCAGCAGCAGGUGACCGCUUACCUCCACAAGGAUUACAACAACAUGUGGUUGGUUCGAAAACCAGGAAAUGAGACUCCCUCUGAGACGCCUGACUUGGUUCGUCAUGGAGACCUUAUUCGCCUAGAACACAAAGAAACAACCCGUAACCUCCACAGUCACCUUCAUCAAGCACCGCUGACCAAGAAGCACUUCCAGGUUACAGGCUAUGGAGUAAAUGGAAUGGGGGACGCCAACGAUCUGUGGAAGGUGGAGGUUUGCGGAGGUCGGAAGGGUGACUUGGUGAAAGUUCUGCGCAGCAAAGUUCGCUUUCUCCACAAGGCCACAGGAUGUGUGCUGUACUCCUCUGGCAAGACUCUUCCGAAGUGGGGCUGGGAGCAGGUGGAGGUGACCUGCAGUCCUUACCUGAAGGAGACUCCCAGCUCCCAGUGGAACAUUGAGGAUCACAUCAAUCCCAGAUUGCCAAACAUUAGUAUUUCUCUACUAAAGCCUAAUUUCCUGGAAAUCUUGCUGGAAUCUCAUAUAGUCAUGAUAAGGGGUAAUAGCGGCUUAAAACCUAAAGACAAUGAAAUGAACUCCAAACCUUGGCACUGGCCUAUCAACUACCAGGGAUUGCGGUUUUCAGGUGUUAAUGAGACAGAAAAUCGCAUUUACCUGCUUGGAAACCCUGUUGUCUGGUGGAUAAACCUGGCCAGUUUAGGCUUGUAUCUCAUCAUGGUGGCAGUGGCAUCUGUAGCCAUUCAAAGAGGAAUCCCCCUGCAGCAGAAGAGAAUGGAGCAUUCGGAUGUGCUAAGGGGAGGAGGGGGACUUCUGUUUCUUGGCUGGCUGCUGCACUACAUCCCAUUCUACGUCAUGGGCCGUGUCCUCUACUAUCAUCACUACUUUCCUGCGAUGCUCUUCAGUACUAUGCUAACAGGAGUUACAUUAGAUAUUUUGCUGAGAAGUGCUGAUCUACUGCUAUGCCAGCCUUAUUCUGAUUGGCUGCAGAAAGGAGGGCAGAUGGGACUUUUAUUUACUGUUCUCUACAGUUUCCACCUGUUUCAUCCGCUGUCCUAUGGCAUGACUGGUCCUCUUGCACACCAGCCAGGCAGCGCUAUGGCUGGUCUUAAGUGGAUGGACUCCUGGGAGUUUUAGUCAUUUCUUUAAGAUCUUGGAACUAAUGUUGUACAGUGCAGUUCAAAAGUUUAGAUAAUUCAUCAUGGGCAUGAACGUCAUAUAGAUAGAUUUGAAUUGUUCUUUUUUUUUCUUGUUGGAAAAGCUCAUAAUACAAUGAGUUGGACUCAUCAUUUUAAAUUGUAUAUAUACUUAAAGAUAUGCAUUUAAACUCCACCAUUAUUUGGUAAAGCUCUUUCCAAAUGGGAGAAACUAUGGAUAGGCUUCUGGCAAAAACCCAGCUGGAUCUUUAACAGCUCUUUAUAAAAGGUCAUUUAAAGUAGUUUGUUAUCCAGGUCAUGUAUUUUGUAGAUCUUCAAUAACAACGAAGGUUGGCGUCAUUUGAAAUGCUCCAGUUUUAAGAGUUAUGCCUCAAAUGCUGGAUUUUAACCCAAUAAAGCUAACCAGGUUACUAACUAAGCCAAGAAUAUUCAGCUAGACUUAUACUAGGAGCUUUUGAUGGCUUCAAGAAAGCUAACUUUAACCAAAUACUUUAUAUAUGUGCAUCCACUGCUAAAAGAACAAUUCAAAUGGGUCAGAAAAUGCCUAUACUGAUAUGAAAUUAAUGCAUAUCAUGAGUUUAUUUAAACUUCUGAACUGAACUGUGAAUUUGCUGCUUUUUUAAAUGUUAAAACAAGUAUUUUCUUACAGUUUGGACUAAAACCAUACCUGUCCUAGUAUUUGUGUCACAUUAUUUCCUCACCUGACUUAUUCAUCAACAAAAAGCCCCGACCCACACUACAGCUUCCAUAAGGUGGUUUAAAACUUCAUAUGCAUUAAAUGUUUUUGUUUUGUUUCCCCAUUUACCUGAUCUUGGAUUUGGCACAUUGCUGGUUAGUGCUGUCAAACAGACUGUUUACCUUGUAGUGUAACAAAUAAACAGGUGUAUUCUCUUAUCUGAUUUU